UAAUUUAUUCAAAUUCUGGUUUUUGAUUUUUUAAGUACCUAUGGACUUUGAGUAGAAGAAACUUGUUUUUUCAAAUGAGAAACAACCCUUUUUAAUGUGUUUACAUUAAUGUGAUGGUUUCAUCAAGCAGAUGAUGUUUUUGAAAAUGUUGAUGUAAUGAUGUACCUAUAUCCAAACAAACAUUUGAACGAGUAUUUGAGAAACAAUAAUAAUAUGUACUUCGUUGGAGUGGACGUCGGGACGGGAAGUGUUCGGGCGGCGUUAGUCGACGGUACUGGACGAAUUCUAAAAAAAUCUACCAGUGUUACUCAAACGUGGAAUCCCGAAGAGAACUUUUAUCAACAAUCGUCCGAAGACAUAUGGAGCAGUUGCUGUAAAGUCGUGAGGGAUGUCACCGAAGGUGUACCAUCGGAUGCUGUGGGAGGUAUCGGAUUUGAUGCUACGUGUUCUCUAGUAGUCGUGGACAGUGAUGGACUACCAUUAUCCGUGAGCAAAAACGGUGAACGAGAACAAAAUAUAAUACUGUGGAUGGACCAUAGGGCCAAAAAGGAAGCAGAUUUCAUCAACACGACAAAUCAUCGAGUUUUGAAGUAUGUGGGAGGUAAAAUAUCGUUAGAAAUGGAAACGCCGAAAAUUCUUUGGCUAAAAAAUAAUCUACCGAAAAACACGUUUUGGCAAAGAGUGGGUAGGUUCUUCGAUUUGCCCGACUUCCUUACUUGGAAAGCAACGGAUGCCGUUUCCAGGUCACUGUGUACGGUCGCCUGUAAAUGGACGUACUGUGCAGGUCAGGCGUUGCAGGGUGGUUGUUGGGAUCGCUCAUAUUUUGAAGAAAUUGGUCUGGAUGACUUGAGCAAAAACGAUUGGUCAGCGAUAGGCAACGAAGUCUUUGAGCCAGGACGACCAUGUGGCAACGGGUUAACCGAUAAAGCAGCCCGUGAAAUGGGACUAGCCGUCGGGACUCCAGUGGCCACAUCAUUGAUUGACGCGCACGCUGGAGCACUGGGAAUGAUCGGGAUUGGGUCUAAAAAUCCGACGGACUUUGGCCACCGAUUGGUAAUGAUUGGGGGCACAUCGACGUGUCACAUGUUACUAAGCGACCAAGAAGUGCUCGUGGACGGCGUCUGGGGACCAUACUACGGUGCCAUAGUCCCGGGUCUGUGGCUUCUAGAAGGCGGCCAAUCAGCCACUGGCAAACUGAUCGAUCAUGUGAUCAGCACUCAUCCGGCCGCCAAACAUCUGAAAGUCACUGAUGACGAGAGAGCGGAAGGCUACCUGAACGGGUUACUCGUGAAAAUGGCAGCAGACAAAGGUUUGGAUGCAAUCGAUAGGUUGACCGAAGACUUUCACGUAUAUCCUGACUUUCAUGGAAACCGAUCUCCCAUAGCGGAUCCCACGCUUAAAGGAAUGAUGGUUGGGUUGACGCUAUCCUCAGACCAAGAGAACUUGGCACUUAUUUAUCUGGCAACAAUACAGGCGCUGUGUUACGGGACCAGGCACAUCAUAGGAUCGAUGGAGGAGAAGAGCAAAGGAUCGUUAAAUGUCCAAGAGAUCCUCGUGUGCGGCGGACUAAGCCGAAAUCUGGUGUUUUUACAGUGCCAGGCUAACGUCGCCGCUCUACCGGUGCGCACUUCCACUGAAGACGACCCCGUUCUGAUCGGAUCAGCCAUGUUAGCCGCAGCCGCGUGCAAGUCGUCCAAGUCACCUGCUGAACUCCAUCCGUGGUCUUCGUCACUCGGAAACGCCAUCGCGGCAAUGGCCAGUGACGCACGAACUGUACACCCUUCGUUGGAUUUGCAGGAGUAUCAUGAGAGAAAGUACAUGGUUUACUUGGAAAUGCUCAAACAUCAAAACAUGUACAAGAAUAUUAUGUCAAGAAACCCAUGAGAAUAAUUAUAUUUUAAGUAAAAUAAUAAAUAAAAUAAAAAUUGUAUGAUCACACAUUUGUUUAAAAAAAAUAAAUGUUUGAUGAAUAAUUAUAAAAAAAAUCAGAAUAAAACAUUUGAACAAAAUACAACAGAAGUUAAUCAUUUUCAUCUUAGUCGAGGAUUUUGAUAUCUAGGUGGUUUACUUGUUGAUGAUGUUUUAAAUUUAAACAUUUUGUUAACUAAUAAAAAAAAAUUAUACAAAAAUCAUA
Molecule: messenger RNA, 2134 nt
Organism: Myzus persicae (green peach aphid)
Lineage: Eukaryota; Metazoa; Arthropoda; Insecta; Hemiptera; Aphididae
Product: FGGY carbohydrate kinase domain-containing protein
Exons: 11
Coding region: 157-1884 (575 amino acids)
Biological process (GO): carbohydrate metabolic process
Molecular function (GO): phosphotransferase activity, alcohol group as acceptor; kinase activity
Source: RefSeq, a predicted model, not a curated record